Molecule: messenger RNA, 7437 nt
Organism: Mytilus trossulus (common blue mussel)
Lineage: Eukaryota; Metazoa; Mollusca; Bivalvia; Mytilida; Mytilidae
Exons: 5
Coding region: 224-3175 (983 amino acids)
Source: RefSeq, a predicted model, not a curated record
CUCUGGCGAUCAAUUUAUCCGUUAAAGGGAAACCAAUGUAUUCGCGCCAAUGAACCAUCUCAAGAAAGGCAAUUCUUCAGGGGAAAAAAAAUCACAGAUACUUCGCAAUUAUUCCACUUAACGACCCUACAUUCUAUCCAAUAUUAGUACUGCCCAAAUUCUAUAACAUUUAUGGUGGCUUGUAAAAAUUUUGUAAACAAUAUUCCGAGAGAGCAAAACAAACAUGGCGGACACUGGCUCAGGAAUGAAUGGUGUUGUUCUGGUAGGGCCAGGAGACCUUAAUAACCAGGAAAAUAUGAUUAGUUCAAAUGAGAAUAUUAUACAAAAUGAUGAAGUCAACGGCGACGACCUUCUUCAGCUUGCUUUAGACGAGGCAUCUGGUGGUCUAUCGACAAAUACUAUAGCUUAUAGUGUGUCAAAUGAACUGGUUGAUACAGUGACAAAUGAUACAUUUCAGGGGACAAUAACGGGUGGGGAUAAUUCUGAACUAGCGUUUGAAAAUGCCACUUACAUUGUAAGUGGUGGUGAUUCUGUUAAUUUUAAUGCAGAAGGAACACAGUUCCAGCUUGAGACCAGUGAACCUGGAAACAAUGAUUCAGGAAAUAUUAGUGUGUCAGUUGCUUCUGGUUCAGACAAUCAUACUAGUUCUGUUAUUGGAACUACAAGUAGUGGAUUGACAGUAACCCUUGUUCCAGCAAAUGAGGGUAGUGGGGCACCAUUAGGUUCAAGUCAAAAUCCGAUUCGCAUUAUACAACAAGGUAAUCAAUAUACACCUGUACAACAGUUAACUACUGAACAGUUACAACAGAUAAUGCAAGUUGUCCAACAACAGCAGGUAGCAAAAAGUGCAUCUGAGGGUGGUGGUUCAAGCGUACUCUAUAAUCCGCAAACUAAUACAAAAAUAGUAUAUCGGGUCAUUUAUCCAUCAGAGCUUCAUAAAACUGCAACAGGCUCUCAGAAUUCACAGGGACAGCAAACAAUCAUACAACUGAACCAGCAACAAAAAAGGCAAUACAAAAAGAGAAUAAAAGAAGAAGAAGAAAGGGUUGAUGGCCCAGAUUUGACUCGUGAGGAAAAGGAAGCUAGAAAAAAACACCGUCCUCGUACUCGAUCUGGUCGAGUUUCAAAGCCACCAAAACACAUGAUGAAAGAUUAUAAACAUAUUCAUGUUGUGGAUUGGGACGAAGACUAUGAUGAUUCAGAUGGUGGGUAUUCUGACUUCAAAUAUAGUGAAGAUGAAAAAGAAGAAGAAAAGGAAAAUGAAGCUGAUUUUAUGUUCGAUACAGGUCAAAUGAAGCCAAAGAACUGGAAGUGCAGCACAUGCCAUAAAUCUUACAUAGGGAGAGGAGGCCUUGGGAGGCAUUAUCGCUUAAAUCCAUCACAUGGAAAUGUUGAUGAUUUACCUCAAGAAGAAUCAGAUUCCAGUAAUUUAAGUAGGCCUACAGCAAAUGGUAUGGCAUAUACAGGCAGUAUAUCAGAAGAUAGCAAUACUCAAGACUCCAUUCCAGGUGCAACUGCUUGGUAUCCAACACCUGGAAGGCCAAGAAAGAAAGGUCAAAGAGGAAGACCACCUAUGUAUGAACAAACUCCAGCUCGGAAAAGACAUAAACUUAGAGAGUUUAUUAAACAGUAUGACACAGAAGAUUUAAUGGACAUUGUUCUACCAAGGCUAGCCAAAGUUGUAACAUUGUGGGAAUUUCUUAUGAUGAAGGUAGAAUCCACCAAUACCAAUAAACCAAAUAUACAAAGUGUAUAUCAGGAAUUUGAAUUGCUGACAGAAAAAGUAAAAGAUUUAUUUAAAACCUGCUUAAAACUUUCAGACGGCAAGUCAAAUGAAAGUUCAGAUAAUAGAAUGAAGAUGUCGAAUAGUAGACUGACUGAAGCAAUUGGAUUUGAAACAGGGACAUAUGAAGUGAAUACAGCUGUUCUUCAGUCUACUUUCAUGGACAAUGAUCUGAACAAUACAGAAAAAAUUGAAAUUGUAAAACAGUUUGACCAUGUUCGACAUAAAAGACCACAUAAAAUAGAAGUUAUGAUGGGUCCAUCCACCGAAUCACCCACCAAAAGAUUUAAAUCUAUUUUACCUAAUGAUAAAAAGAGUAAUGUUGUAGUGUCUACUCAAGGAAACAUUGUGUUAAUGGGAAGACCACAAACAACUAAUUCUACAUCUCCUAAAAUAGUUCUAGUUAAUAAUGCACAAACUUCACAAACAAGUUCUAAUCCAUUAAUAGUCAUGAAUAAAAAUCAAUCCAAUUGUUCAGCUGCAGUUUUAGAAUGUGUGCAGUCUUCACCGUCUAAUGUUAUAUCAUCACACACAUCAACACUACCUUCUGCAAGUAAACAAAGUCAUUAUGUCAGUAAUCAAGUAUCACCUACAAAGAGUGUUGUGUUAAGUAGUAAAUCAUUACCUCAGAAAAGAUCUUCACAGACUUUACCAUCAAAACCUAGCACAGUGGUACAAUCCAAUAUCUCAUCAGGAAUCACAAUAGUUCCAGUCAAUAACUCCACUGGAUUUAAUUCUGUAGGAAAGAUAAGUUCUGUGUACAAUACAUCCUUGUUAAGUCAUAACCAGCUACCAAAACAUACUGAAAUUAUCUCUAAUUCUGUAGCAACUAGUUUAAUGUCAUCGGUAGUGUCAAAAGCUGGAGUCAUGAUUGCAGAAAAUAACAUAAAUAACAUACGAGAAACAGACAUGGAGUCAGAAUCUUUAGAGAUGAAACCUGAAGUUACUCAAAGCAAUGAAGGCAGUACGUUCAUUAUUACAAAUUACAACAAUGUUGAACCAAAUAAUUCUUUAGAACAAACGACUUUAGGCAAUUCUAAUGUUGCUCUAGAGAAUACCAUGAUGAAUUCCUCUGGUGGUUUAGAAAACCCUGAAUCUGGAGAGCAGACUAUAGGAGAAACGUUAAUAGAAACAAAUCACAUGGAGUCAACUGAAAUGAUUGAGUUAGUAAACGAUCAGUUAAUCACAGAAGAUGCUUCUUUAAAUAAUGUCAUCACAGCAUCGAACAUUUAUCAGACACCAGAGGGCAUCAUAAUUAUCCAGAAUCAGGACGGCAGUACUGUACAAUUACAGGGAAGUGACGGGGAACCCAUUCCCUUAGAAACAGUUCAGGCAUUAUUAGAAGGACAAUAUCUGCAGACAACAGAAGGGAGUGUCCUCUUAAAUCAAUAAUUUAAUAGGAAAUACAUCAUAAUUGUGCAUAGCUCAUUUAUCUCUUAUUUAUUAUUUAAAAUAUUUAAAUUGUGUCUAAUAUUUAAUUUAUAGGAAGCACAUUAAAGACCUUAAACAUCUCUUUGUUGUAUAAAAUCCUAGGUUAUAGGGUCACUAUCAUAGUAUGAACAGUGAAAUUAAGUACUGUAAAUUCAGAAAUUAUUGCGUGCAUUUAUUAUUGCGAUUUUGUCAUUUCAUACUUGAAUGCGAUUUUAAUUUUUACGAUUUUGAGAAAAGUCAUGCUUAAUUCAGUUAAAAUAUUUGAAAAAUGCGAGUUUUAAUUAUUGCGUUUACAACUCAGUCGCAAUAUUCGCAAUAAUAAAAACCUCGCAAUAAUUUCUGAAUUUACAGUAUCUAAAUUGAGGUCUUGUAAAAUGUGUACCGGUAUAUGUACUAAGUAUUUUAACAUUCAAAUUAUAUGAAAGCCACAGAAAUUUUAUUUUUUUACCAUGUCUGUUAGAGAGAUCUGUUAAGUACAGUUAGUUCAGAAGUAGAUUUUAGUUUUUGUUUUGCAUUAACAUAGUCUAAAAAUAGGACAAAGGUGUGCUUUUUCUGGCAGUGACUUUGUCAAUACUGUUUAAGUUUGUGAUUAAGUCUCACCAUCUGUUAUAGGGGAACCAUUAAUUGGUAGGUCAAUGAUAUUUUGUAUUCAGUUGUAUUAGCAUUAGCACACCUCGAUUUCUGAGAUAAUUUUGUCCCUCCCCUUCAGUCUAUCAACUUUGAAACUGUUUAUUUGUUUACAAGUUUUAUUAUUAGAACAGAUUAUUAAAGGGAACCACUAGUGGUAGAUCUGUGAUGUUACUGUUAAAUAUAAUAGUUGUAUUAGCAUUGCAACAUCUCAUUUCCAUGGAUAUUAUUUGGUCCUAUCCCAUCAGUUGUGUAUUGACCUUGAAAUUUUUUAUUUAGUUUUAUGUUAAAGUUUGUGAUAAGUAUUAACAUUAGGAGAUGUGGUUUGAUUGCCAAUGAGAUAACUAUCGUCUUAAGUUGAUAUGAAGUAGAUGAAAGCAAUAAUAGGCAACUGUAGUCUUUUAACAAUGAGAAAACCCAAUUCAAUAUAGUCAGCUAUAAAAGGUCUAAACAUGAAAUAUAAAGUGAACCACUUAUGAUAAGUCAAUGACAUUUGGUAUGCAGUUGUAUUAGCAAUGAUAUUUUUAAUUUACUGAGUUAAUCUGGAAUUGCAACAUUAACAUGGUUCAUUGACUUGGAAUGUUUUGCAAAGUUUACAUGUAAAAUUAUUUCCAUUUUAAUCUCGACAUUUGAAUUUUAAGAUAUUCUGAAAAUCUUGCAAAUUUCAGUUCAAUUUAAAUCCAAGUAAAACCCCUAUAAAAGUUAUCCUGUUUCACCUAUACUUGUUGCAAUGCAAUGUUUUCAAUGUGCUGCUUAGCUAAAUUGUCAAUUUUAUCUCAUAAUCUGCUGUUUUACAGUUCUGUUUAACAAUAAAUUGGCUUCUUUUUGGCAGUGAAUAGGUCAAAAUAUGGUUUGGUUAAUUAAAAUUUCUAUUUUCUAAAUUUUUGGGAUCUUGCUUUUGUUACAAAAGUUAGUCACAUGAUCAAAGUGUGCAAAAUUCAUUCUCUAUAUUUACCACUUAUGAAUGAGAGCAGAAUUCAGCAGAAAUGAAAUGGAUAAAAAGCAUUUGUUUAUACUCUAUGAGAGCUAAAGAUGGUCUCAAUUAUGACAUGAGUUGUAACACGGUAUAUAUACAUGUAUAUAAUAUAUCAAUUAUUUUUGGGACUUAGUUCAGUGAUCUGAUGUUUGUGGUUCUCUUGGUUAUUUAAAUGAGUCAAAGUAUACUAAUAAGUUUAAGAUUAUCUAUCCGUCCAGUCAGCUUAUUUAGUUUCUUGUGGAAUUAUCAGUUGCAAUACAUUUUAUAUGUUAGUACUUUUUUUCCUAUGUAUGUGACCUGUACAAUUUGAAUUUAGUGUUGGUAAUGACAUGGAACACAAACAGAAGGUACACAAUGAUGUAUUAACAAGGGGGGAAAUGUAAUUUUUAGCAUUUAUAUUUAUGAUACUUUAGAAUUUCAAGCUAAAAGUGUAAAGGACAACUACUAUUUGUUCAAUGAAGUUUUAGAAAAAUAGUAAGAUUCUUCAUUCUCUUAAAAAGUUUGAUGGCACAGACCAUUUCCUGCUUUUAAUAAAAACAUAAAUUGUUGUUUUUUUCUAUAACAAUAACGAACAAGAUUUGGUUAUAUUAUUAUACUGUGGAUUCAUUAUUAUUCGUUGGAUACCAAUUUUCGUGGGAACAGUUGAACCACGAAAUUAAAUGUUCAACAAAAGACAAAUUUUCUUAUGGCUUGUAUGUAGAUUUCGGCAAAACCACGAAAUCAAAUAUCCACGAACAUGUAAGUUUUCCGGAAUCCAUGAAAAUUGGUACCCACGAAAAUAAAUGAAUCCACAGUAUGUAUGAAAAAAUAUAAACAACAAACAUUUUGUAUUUCCUUUCAUAAACCUUUUUCUUAAAACAAAACUAAAGUAUCAAGAUAAAUUUUCUAGACUGAACACUAAAGUGCUUAACUAUCAAAUAAUACAUGCCAUCACAAAUAUCCCACAUAGUGACCAAAAUUUGUUAUUUUUACAAUUAAGUGUGAAUAAGAAUAAGUAUUUACCUACGUUUCUGCAAGUUUUCAUUAGAUUGUUUUUAAGAAUUGAAUGCUUCUUUUUGUAAAUUUAUUGGGGUGUAAAAGCGUUGACCGAAGUACAUUUUGUAUGAAGCGCGGAAGCGCUUCAUUCUAAAAAUGUACGCACGGUCAACGCUUUUACAACCCUAUAAAGUUACAAAAAGAAGCAUUCAAUACUUAUAAUUACAUUUUUUAGCUAGGAUUAUAAAAACACGAAUUUCAUGAAGUUUAAUUUUAAAUUCACCUGUGCACUUUAUUGUGGGACCUCGUGUCAUCAUGAAUGAAAUGUUAUUGUCUCAUGCAAUUGCUUACGGAAUAACAUGUGAUGUGAAAUUAGCCAAUCAGAAUAACUUAUUAUAAUGAAACAUACAUCUAAUGUAAUUAUUUAGACAUAAAGAAAAUAUCUUUUACUGUAGUUACUGAUUUCUGACAGUAAUGUCUACAAUAUCUGAAGAAUGUAUUGUGAAAGAUUUAAAAAAACAAACUAUAGUCUAUUAUUUAUGAUUCUAAAUACCAACAGUGAGGCCUUUUACCAUAUCUUAUCAUUUGUAUAUUUUACACACAUGCAAUAAGAUGACACAGAAAUCUUAUUCAUGUCUGUAAAGUUGUCAGGUUAUUUUUCAAUUGUCCAUCAGUUGGUAAAAUAGAUUAAUCCACAUCAUUUUAUAAAACUCUGAAAUGACAUUUACCCAAUAAAAAGACUUUACUUUGUUCUUCUGUAUUUGCAUGUGGGAUGUACGACUUAAGUAGGACCAGAUUGAGGGAUUCCUCUGACCUUUGUACAGUGAGAUGUGUGUUUCCUCUGACCUCUGUACAGUGAGAUGUGUGUUUCCUCUGACCUCUGUACAGUGAGAUGUGUGUUUCCUCUGACCUCUGUACAGUGAGAUGCGUGUUUCCUCUGACCUCUGUACAGUGAGAUGCGUGUUUCCUCUGACCUCUGUACAGUGAGAUGCGUGUUUCCUCUGACCUCUGUACAGUGAGAUGUGUGUUUCCUCUGACCUCUGUACAGUGAGAUGCGUGUUUCCUCCGACCUCUGUACAGUGAGAUGUGUUACUUUUAAAUAGAAUGCCUAUUCCUAUGGAAUAUUUUAUAAAAAAUUAAAAUGUGAAGAUUUCAGAGAGUUUGUGAAAAUAAAUAUCAGCAAUUUUAUUAUAAAGUCUAAUUUGGUAAAAAGUAUCAUAUUAAAUUGAAGAAAAGAAAAUUACCUGUUUACACUAAUUUAUUUGUUAAAUAGCCAAUGAAGAAACAAUAUUUAUAUUUAGUGGCUUUUAAAUGUAAUUAGUUCUAUUAUAUAAUAUCAAAUUUAGAAUAGAAACCUGAAGAAUAGUUCAUAAUUAUGGAAUGAAAAAGGUGAUUAUGACAGUAAUUCCUGAUAUUUAUAUUUUGUUGAUGUUUCUCCUAGUGCUACAAAGUAGAAUUGUGAAGAACAUGUUUUAUGUUAUUUCAAUCAUUUUAUAUCUACAUUGUGUAAGUUAUGUGUACAUUAGACCCUUAUAUGUUACAUAUACAAUAUGCACUGAUAUAGAUAUUCAAUGUUAAGUUCAAGUGCAGCUAUCAGUUCUAAAGGUAUGAUUCAUACUUAUUUCAUUAAAUACUUUUAAAACAG